This is a messenger RNA of Clarias gariepinus (North African catfish), 1034 nucleotides long. Its product is annotated as apolipoprotein Eb-like. Gene Ontology annotation, molecular function: phospholipid binding; phosphatidylcholine-sterol O-acyltransferase activator activity; cholesterol binding. Gene Ontology annotation, biological process: phospholipid efflux; positive regulation of lipid biosynthetic process; lipoprotein metabolic process. Lineage: Eukaryota; Metazoa; Chordata; Actinopteri; Siluriformes; Clariidae. Bases 69 to 833 code for a protein of 254 amino acids. Gene Ontology annotation, cellular component: high-density lipoprotein particle; blood microparticle; chylomicron. The transcript is spliced from 4 exons. The record is from RefSeq and is a predicted model, not a curated record.
UACUGUGACAGCCUCACAGUCACAGCUGGCAUCGGACAGAGCGGAGAUAACAACUUAAACCAAAAACCAUGAAGGUGUUCGUAGUGCUGGUUCUGGCUGUGUUCACAGGUUGCCAAGCCAACCUGUUCUAUGCUGAUGAGCCCAAACCACAGCUGGAGCAGUUGACUGAUGCUUUCUGGGACUAUGUCGCCAAGGCAACACAUACCGCUGAGGAUGCUCUAAAAAUGAUUAAAGAGUCUCAACUGGGACAGGAAGUCAAUACUAGAAUUACAGAUGGUGCUAAUGUGGCCAGUCAGUAUGCUGUCACUCUUCAGAACAAAAUGAACCCUCUGGCCCAGGACAUCAUGGCCAAAAUCACCAAGGAGGUUGAAGUUCUGAAGGAGCGUGUCGAGCUGGACCUGGCCACUGUAAAAGACAAACUGGAUCCCUAUACUGAGGACAUGAAGACCCAAAUUCAGCAGAGAGUGGAGGAUCUGAGAGCAGCUGUUGCUCCCUACGCUGAGUCCUUUGACUCUGAAGCUCUAAAAGCCACUGUGCUGCAGAAGACUGAGGAGCUCAGGGGAAGUGUUGAGGAGAAAGUGAAGGGGCUGCAGUCCAAACUAGAGCCCUACACUGAAGAGCUCAAACAGAAAGUAGAACAGCACCUGCAGGAAUUCCAGAAGACCGUGGUUUCUCUGGAGGAUCUUCAGGACAGGGUUGCUGAGAAAGCCGCUUUGGUUCAGGAGGGUCUGGCUCCCUAUGCUGAGGACCUGAGAGAGAAACUUGACCCCUACGCCCAAAACCUGAAGGACCAGCUCACCUCUCUUUAUGAGGCCUACUUCAAGACCAACUAAAUAUCACAAAACUAACUUGCCCUCCAAAUGACUAAUAUAUGCAAAAAAUUCAUAAAUGCACUAGACAAUUCCAAUAUUUUCACAGUCAUUGUAAUAGGCUAAUUAAACAUAUUUAUUUGACAAAAAACUUUGUUAUCCUAUUCCAGGCCCAAUGUUACUAAUGUCUUCAAUUCAUAUAAAAUAAAGAACAAGUUGAAAACA